This is a messenger RNA of Parathielavia appendiculata, 800 nucleotides long. RefSeq lists its product as uncharacterized. Lineage: Eukaryota; Fungi; Ascomycota; Sordariomycetes; Sordariales; Chaetomiaceae. The transcript has a single exon. The record is from RefSeq and is a predicted model, not a curated record. Bases 412 to 762 code for a protein of 116 amino acids.
GCGCAACAAUUCCAGCGACCAUUGUUACUUUACAAGUAGUUACUCCUGUAACACACAAGUAUCGCCGCCACCACCAAGCGCCAUGGCUGCACGCAACUUCCCGAGGUUCCGGAAUUUGCCUACGGAGCUACGAUUGCAGAUCUGGUCGUCCUGCAUACCUGACCCGCGAGUCGUCGAGAUGGACUUUCCAGUAUCGAGCUUUCAUAACAUUAUUCCGGCCGACCCUCCCCGAGAGCUGUGGUCGUCGCCGGCUGGUCGGGCCCCACUGGUAUCUCACGUCCGUCAGUGCCGGCUUUUUGCUUCCAUUCGAGCCCAAGAGGUCAAAACCCUCCUGGCCGAGCAUCUCUACGGGUAUCGACCAUGAAGUCUUAAGGUACUUCAGCCCGCACCGUCUCUACUACGUAGUCGGUCAUGGUCGAGAUCCACAGCUCGGCCGAGGAGGCCGCGCAGGCCGGGGUGUUUGGCGUCCUGGGCGAGGAGCCUAUCCGGCUUGGUAAUCCGAGGGACACGGCAAUGAUUGCCAAGUUUCGGGACGUCUGGACACGCCACCAAUCCGGGUCACCUUCGGACCAGGAGCGAGACGUGUCCGAGUUCUUCACCGCGAUCGACGACGCCGACGCAAUACUGCGCACGCGUCGAGCGGUGGCGCCAAAACCUGGACAAAGUUUGGUUGUGGCUAAAGGGCGAGGACCUGAACGUCCCAUGGGCGACUCGCCAGGAAUUCUGGCCAAACUGGGGAACUGUCAAUCUGGCCGAGGAUAGGGAUCCGGAUGGGAAUCACAUUUUGAUUCCCGAGGGUU